Messenger RNA from Colletotrichum scovillei, 573 nucleotides. RefSeq lists its product as uncharacterized. The coding region runs from base 1 to 573 and encodes 190 amino acids. NCBI's taxonomy places the organism in Eukaryota, Fungi, Ascomycota, Sordariomycetes, Glomerellales, Glomerellaceae. The record is from RefSeq and is a predicted model, not a curated record. The transcript has 2 exons.
AUGCAGUCCCAAGACAAAUCUGCCACAGACCUUCCGGUCGCUCCAUCCAUGGACGGAUCAGGUCGUGCUGCGGAACGUCAUGGCCUGCCAGAUGUCCAGCGCACUGGAUACCUGAUCCAGCACUAUAUUGCGGAGCUUGAGUCCUUGAUCAUCCAGGCGCUUGCUGCCGUCAUCAACAACCUCCACAACAUCAAAAGAAAGGCCGUUAUCACGGCGAAGGACAUCGAACACGUCAUUGCCGCCGUCAAAGAUGCCAUGUCUGCGGCGAAUGCCAGAUCAAAGGCUGCCGGCGUGAAGGAGGCUGAGGCCAAGGCAAGAAUUCGGGCCGAGACCGAGGAUGAGGGACGUCGCUGCAAGAGUGCAAGCACCAAUAUCUCCGCUGCCGCUGCCUUCCUCCAUAUCGUCGACACCCUCGAUAUUGCCUACUACGAGUUGGGAAAGGCUCUUCAGGCGUCUCAGCUACGGUCUUACCGCGCUUUGGAGAGGGAGAACGCCCGGCUUCAGUCCAAUUUGACAGCUCAGGAAGACACCAUUGAGCGUUUGGAGCAGGAGAUUGCAGAGCUGAAGGUAUGA